Hydra vulgaris (swiftwater hydra) is the source of this 799-nucleotide messenger RNA. Its product is annotated as probable serine/threonine-protein kinase DDB_G0286465. Lineage: Eukaryota; Metazoa; Cnidaria; Hydrozoa; Anthoathecata; Hydridae. Gene Ontology annotation, molecular function: RNA binding. The record is from RefSeq and is a predicted model, not a curated record.
AAAAAUUGAUAUUCAAAAAUACCACUUAAACUUUUUAUCUAUAAGAAAGUUCUUCAGAAAAUUUCAGUCAUCUUCCAUCAUUUAACGAAUUUUCAUCUAACAAAUUUAUUACAGAUAUUCAAUCAUCUCUUUUCAGCUUCGAUCAAAGUUGUUUUUAAAACCUUUUAAAAUGAAUUUUGGAUCACUUGCUAAUUUUGCUGGUCAAUUAGCUUCUAAUUACAAUCCAAACAACAACAAUAACAACACCAACAACAACAACAACAACAACAAUGUCAGCUCUAAUAAUAAAAGUCAAAAUAACAACACUUCUCAACAAACAGGUCUAGCAAUUGACACUUUGCUUUCUCUUUUACCGCAGGAACAACAAAAAACGCAAAAAGAUAAAGUUUUUGAUGCAAUUGGUCCACUUGUUAAAGCUAUGAGUCCAAAAUGGGGUGACGUCAUAAUAGGAAUUCUUAAAAACGUUGAAUUUUCAAAACUUCUUCCACUUGCGCAAGAUACAAAAGAGCUAGAAAAAGUAGUUAAAGAAGAAGAAUUGAAACUUGAAAAAAACGAAAAAAUGUCGGAAAAAUCAAUAGAGCUUCGAGAAUCUGAGCUUCAAAAAGAGUUACUUGAGUUGAAGGAAGCAAGACUUAAAAAAGAGUUAGAAGAAUUAAGAGCUCAAAAAAACUUAUAGAGUAUUUUUAUAGUUCACAAAAGAAGAACAAUGUUUAUUAAAAAUAUAACUAGGUAGAAUUCAAACUAAAUAUUUAAUUUAAAAAAGUGUAUAAGUAUAAAGUAUACAAAUAGUAAGGAACAA